ACUGCACUCCAGCCUGCACGACAGAGCAAGACUCUGUCUCAUGAAAAACAGAAAAAAGAAAACUUGUCUGUUGGCCUGCCCUGCCGGGUGGAGUUUAGAGAGAAGGUCAUCAGAGAGAAGGUCAGGAACCUGGUGCCAGCUCACAAAAAAACUCCAAAUACCAAAGGCCCCUUUUGCCUUUCAUUCUUGUAUUUUCUACACACUAAACUCACAUCUUGGGUUUGUAGAUUGCUCUCAGCUUGGCUGCAGCUGAGGUUCCCACCCUCAACCCCACCCCUUCCUUCCUGGAACUGAGCUAAGUCCCAGCCCUGACUCCAGAUCCCUCCCACAUUGAACCUUCAAAACCUUCAACUCCCCACACCGCACCCACACUCAGCCCCUGCAGGCCAGGAGAGCACGAGGCCAGGCUCCAGAGAGCUCAGGCUCUGGCCCCCAAUACCAGCUCAGUUGCUCAAUGUGCUGUAUUUGUCUUAGAGCCCAAGUGGACUGUGACCGGGCAAGUGGAUCACAGGCCUGGCUGACCUGGGAGGUUUCCACAUGAACAUGGAGCUGAACCAGUACACCACCCGCCGGCCUCUGGAGUAUGUGAAGGGGGUCCCACUCAUCAAGUACUUUGCAGACGCACUGGGGCCCCUGGAGAGCUUCCAAGCCCUACCUGAUGACCUGCUCAUCAACACCUACCCCAAGUCUGGCACUACCUGGGUGAGCCAAAUACUGGACAUGAUCUACCAGGGCGGUGACCUAGAGAAGUGUAACCGGGCUCCCAUCUACAUACGGGUGCCCUUCCUUGAGCUCAAUGAUCCAGGGGAUCCCUCAGGGCUGGAGACUCUGAAAGUCACACCAUCCCCACGCCUCAUCAAGUCACACCUACCCCUGGCCCUGCUCCCCCAGACUCUGUUGGAUCAGAAGAUCAAGGUGGUCUAUGUUGCCCGCAACCCAAAGGACGUGGCCGUCUCUUACUACCACUUCCACCGCAUGGAAAAGACACAUCCUGAGCCUGGGACCUGGGACAGCUUCCUGGAGAAGUUCAUGGCCGGAGAAGUGUCCAGCGGGGCCUGGUACCAGAGAGAGGUCAUUUCCUGAUGGUCCACACCUGAU
Messenger RNA from Sapajus apella (tufted capuchin), 1098 nucleotides. RefSeq names its product sulfotransferase 1A3-like. The coding region runs from base 538 to 1083 and encodes 181 amino acids. Gene Ontology annotation, biological process: sulfation. Gene Ontology annotation, molecular function: sulfotransferase activity. The transcript is spliced from 9 exons. Lineage: Eukaryota; Metazoa; Chordata; Mammalia; Primates; Cebidae. The record is from RefSeq and is a predicted model, not a curated record. Gene Ontology annotation, cellular component: cytoplasm.